Molecule: messenger RNA, 741 nt
Organism: Cooperia oncophora
Lineage: Eukaryota; Metazoa; Nematoda; Chromadorea; Rhabditida; Trichostrongylidae
Source: the annotation of a GenBank genome assembly
AUGGUCUCGUAUGAAGUCAGUGCAUUUUACCACUCAGGUUUGUUUAUAUGUGAAGUAUUGUCAGGUAUGAUGGAUAGGUGCAGUGACCUGCAGGCUGUACCACAGAGUGAAUUGGAGCGAGUGCUUGGAAAGAAAAACGGUGAUCAGCUCUAUAAACUCUGCCGAGGUAUGGACGACGGCAAAAGCUUCAUAGCUAGUAGUAUUCGCAAGAGCGUAUCUUGUGACAUCAAUUACGGCAUUCGCUUUACAAAGAAGAGCGAAGUCGCCCAUUUUCUUCACGUCAUUGGUCAAGAACUGGAAAAGAAGCUGAAACAAGCAAGAAUGGUUACCAGUUCUGUCACUCUCAAACUUAUGAUACGAAGCGCUGAUGCACCUUUCGAAACCGAGAAGUAUCUAGGGCAUGGGAGGUGUGACACCCAGAAUAAAACAUCAACUUUGGAUCACCCGACCGGGUGUGCUCAGCGUCUUUCAGGGUCAUGCACGCCAUGGUUGUUCCUGAAACUUUUUACGAAGAUUUCACCCGUCAUUGAAGAUAUUCGCGGUAUAGAGAGUGCGUGUGGCGCCUUGGGCGUUGAUUUCGAUGUCGGAUAUUCUGUCACAUCUGAAGGCUUCCACGAGAUGUUUACGUUCAAAACGAAGAAAAAGCUCUGCAUUGAACCGUUGUGGCGGGACUUGUUCGAAGAGAAUUCCACUGUGCGAAUUGAAUGCUUACCAACGAAGAACUCUCGAUUGUUUCAAUGA